AUGGAUUUUCACUCUGAAAGGGACGCGGCCGAGGUCAUGAAGGCCCUAGAGCAGGGAGGAGCCCUGAUGAACAUUAUGGAAACUGCGGUCAACGAAAUCCUGCCCACGGUGGUAGAUCUCACAAUGGCUAUCGGGGUGCUGUACUGGAAAUUCGGCAUCUACGCUGCGGUACCUAUGGUGUUCGCCUUUGCCUCGUUCCUUGGCCUCGAAAUUACAUCGUCGAGGUGGAACGUUGAGCCACGUCGUCAAUCCGCCAAGGCAGACCGCGAGCAAGCCAAGGUCAUGCAUCAAGCUGUGCAGGGUUGGACGACGGUAUCGCAUUUCAACAUGUUCGACUACGAGCGCAUGCGAUUCGGACAAGCAUUGGAAGCCAAGCUCAAGGCGACCUGGACAUGGAGUUUGCGCAACAUAUGCACAGAAGGCCUUGUCGAGCUACUGGAGCCCUUCACCCUUUUCACGCUGUCUUGCAUCGUUUUUUACGCAGUCUCGCAUGGUCGUGCCAAGACAGGCGACUUUGUCUUCUUGAUCGAGUAUUGGGGCUAUCUCAUUUGGCCGCUGAAGUUUCUUUCGCAAAACUACCGUUGGAUGAUGGCUGAUUUGAUUGAUGCUGAACGCCUGCUGUACCUCAUGCAGGCCAAGCCGACAAUCGUCGACUCUGAGGACGCAUACCCAAUUGGGCAUGUCGAAGGAAAUGUCAACUUUGAGAGCGUACGCUUCUCCUACGACUCCGUCAGAGACAUCGUUAAAGGUGUCAGCUUCUCUGCACUCCCGGGCCAGACCGUCGCCAUCGUGGGCGCGACAGGCGCUGGAAAAUCAUCAGUCGCCAAGUUACUGUUUCGUUUCUACGAUGUCACAGGGGGCCGGAUCACCAUCGAUGGUCAUGACAUACGAGACAUCACUCUCGAUUCGUUAAGGAAUACCUUGGGGGUUGUGCCACAAAGUCCCAUGCUCUUCAAUGGUACUAUCAUGGACAAUUUGCGGUACGCAAGGCUCUCUGCAACCGACGAGGAUAUUUAUUCCGCCUGCCGAGCAGCUGCAAUUCAUGAGAGCAUCAUUGGCUUUCCGGACGGAUAUGGCACCAAGGUAGGUGAGCAAGGAAUGAAGCUUUCUGGUGGCGAGACGCAGCGUCUGGCUAUUGCCCGCAUUAUUCUCCGAGAUCCCCAGAUCCUUGUCCUCGACGAGGCGACUAGUGCAGUGGAUACAAACACAGAAUCGAUGAUUCAAAGCGCCUUGGAAACCUUCAAGUCUGAUCGCAAACGAACUACAUUUGUUAUUGCCCACCGACUGUCGACAAUUGUCGGAGCUGACCAAAUCCUAGUGAUGGAUAAAGGACUGCUGGUUGAGCAAGGGACACACGAGGAGCUUCUGAGAACCGAUACCAUGUAUAAGAGACUCUGGAGCAAACAGCUUGCGCUAUGA
Molecule: messenger RNA, 1419 nt
Organism: Verticillium nonalfalfae
Lineage: Eukaryota; Fungi; Ascomycota; Sordariomycetes; Glomerellales; Plectosphaerellaceae
Exons: 1
Coding region: 1-1419 (472 amino acids)
Biological process (GO): transmembrane transport
Cellular component (GO): membrane
Molecular function (GO): ABC-type transporter activity; ATP hydrolysis activity; ATP binding
Source: RefSeq, a predicted model, not a curated record